AUGUGUCCCCAGGCCAAAGAUGAGAGGAACUACCAUAUCUUCUAUGAGAUGCUGUCAGGUCUUCCCCCCCAACAGAGACAGGCCUUCUACCUGCAGGACGCUGAAACUUACUAUUACCUUAACCAGGGAGGGGAUUGUGGGAUAGCAGGAAAGAGUGACAGGGAGGACUUCCUGCGUCUGCUGGCUGCCAUGGAGAUCCUUCACUUCACCCCUGACGACCAGGCGUCCAUCUUUAGAGUCCUGUCUUCUAUUCUACACCUGGGGAAUGUCUACUUCCAAAGAUACGAGGCUGAUGGCCAGGAGGUGGCGUCUGUGGUCAGUGCUCAGGAGAUCAGAGUUGUAGCUGAACUGCUCCAGAUAUCCCCUGAGGGACUACAGAAGGCCAUUACACACAAAGUCACGGAGACCAUGAGGGAGAAGAUCUACACCCCUCUGACUGUAGAGAGUGCUGUAGACGCCAGAGAUGCUGUUGCCAAAAUCCUGUACUCUCUGUUGUUCCGCUGGCUGACUGAGAGGAUUAAUGGACAGGUCUACCCUCGACACCACGCUCUGUCAAUAUCUAUACUGGAUAUAUAUGGCUUUGAGGACCUGUCCUUCAACAGCUUUGAGCAGCUCUGUAUUAACUAUGCUAAUGAGUACCUGCAGUUCUUCUUCAAUAGGAUCGUCUUCAGAGAGGAACAGGAGGAGUACAGCAGGGAACAGAUCCCGUGGCAGGACAUCCUGUUCAGCGACAACCAGGCCUGCAUCGACCUCAUCUCCUCUAAGCCCCACGGUAUACUGAGGAUCCUGGACGACCAGAGCUGCUUCCCCCAGGCGACAGACCACACCUUCCUCCAGAAGUGUCAUUAUCACCAUGGUAACAACCAGAUCUACCUGAAGCCAAAGAUGCCCCUCCCAGAAUUCACCAUCAAACACUUCGCUGGCCCGGUCACCUACCAGGUUCACAAGUUUCUGGAUAAGAACUACGACCAGGUUGGACAGGAGGUUCUGGAUCUGUUCAGCCACAGCAAGAACAAGAUGGUGGCCAACCUCUUCCUGGUUCACGCGGAGGUCGUAGGUCAGCAUAGAGGUCACGUGAGGAAGAGCAGCACGGUGACCCGGAGACACCAGCCCCCCACCGUCUCCACCAAGUUCACCCUAUCACUACUGGAGCUGGUAGACAAGAUGCAGAGGUGCAACUCCUCGUUUAUACGCUGCAUUAAGCCAAACAGUCAGAAGGAGCCAGGUGUGUUUGAGACGGAGCUAGUCAGCAGGCAGCUGAGGUAUUCUGGUAUCCUGGAGACCAUCAGGAUCCGGAGAGAGGGAUACCCUGUUAGACUGGUCUUCAACGUCUUCCUGUUCAGGUUUAAGUCUCUGGUGGGGUUGAAGCAGCCUCCAGCUCCUGAUGGGGAGAACUGUGUCAUCAUGCUCAGCAAACUGGUUCCCCUCCGACCCGGGGCCUACCAACUGUUUCUGAAGGAGGAUGUGUACCAGUUGUUGGAGUCUAAGAGAGAGCGUGUCCGUCAGGUGGCGGCCCUCACCCUGCAGAGAUACACACGCAUGUUCUUCGUCAGGAAACGAUACAAGGAGUUCAGAACCAAGAUCAUCAGACUACAGGCCCAUUGUAGAGGCUUCCUCACUAGGUACUGA
Messenger RNA from Coregonus clupeaformis (lake whitefish), 1629 nucleotides. RefSeq names its product unconventional myosin-XV-like. The coding region runs from base 1 to 1629 and encodes 542 amino acids. Gene Ontology annotation, cellular component: myosin complex. The transcript has 14 exons. Lineage: Eukaryota; Metazoa; Chordata; Actinopteri; Salmoniformes; Salmonidae. The record is from RefSeq and is a predicted model, not a curated record. Gene Ontology annotation, molecular function: protein binding; cytoskeletal motor activity; ATP binding.